Messenger RNA from Gossypium arboreum, 1047 nucleotides. Its product is annotated as short chain aldehyde dehydrogenase 1-like. Lineage: Eukaryota; Viridiplantae; Streptophyta; Magnoliopsida; Malvales; Malvaceae. The transcript is spliced from 2 exons. The coding region runs from base 89 to 913 and encodes 274 amino acids. The record is from RefSeq and is a predicted model, not a curated record.
AGAAUAACAUUGAGUUGAAGCCACAACAUCCCAAGCAUUCAAUCAAAAGAAAAAGCAAAGGCGAAUUUCUAUUUUCUUCGUUAAAACAAUGAGUUUCGGGUCCUCAGUAACCAAAAGACUGGAUGGCAAGGUGGCACUGAUAACUGGUGGUGCCAGUGGCUUAGGAGAGUGUACAGUCAGACUAUUUGUCAAACAUGGAGCCAAGGUUCUGAUUGCUGAUAUUCAAGACGAAUUGGGCAACUCCCUUUGUCAAGAGCUUGGAACGGAAAACAUCAGCUAUGUCCACUGCGAUGUAACAUGCGAAUCCGAUGUUGAAAAUGCUGUAAACUUGGUUGUCUCCAAGUACGGAAAGCUAGAUAUCAUGUUCAACAAUGCAGGCAUUACUGGUGACAAUGAAGUAAGAGUGACAGACGCCGGCGCUGAGGACUUCAAGAGAGUGUUCGAUGUCAAUGUAUUGGGUGGUUUCUUGGGUGCCAAGUAUGCUGCCAGGGCCAUGGUCCCGGCUAAGAAAGGCUGCAUACUCUUCACAUCAAGUAUUGUUUCAAAAAUCAGUGUGGGUCUCCCCCAUGCAUACAAGGCAUCAAAGCAUGCCGUCGCAGGGCUGACGAAGAGCUUGAGCGUGGAGUUAGGUGAGCAUGGAAUUAGAGUUAACUGCAUUUCGCCUAACGCAAUUUUGACCCCAUUGUUCCAAAAAUCAAUUGGGAAUAUUGAUAAGAAGAAGGGAGAGGAGAUGCUUGCGGUUUCAGCAGUGUUGAAAGGCCCCGUACUGGAGGCUGAAGAUUUUGCCAAUGCGGCACUGUAUUUGGCAAGUGAUGACGCUAAAUUUAUUAGUGGUGUUAACUUACCAGUCGACGGAGGGUAUAGUCUUAGCAAUCAGUCAUGGAAAAUGGGAUUCGCAGCACUUUUGGAAUAAAUCAAGAAGUCCUCAACUUUACUCUUUCAACAUGUUUUCUUAAAUAAGGAAAGUAAAUCCAAAAAUUAAACUUGUAAUAAAUUGUAUCAUUGAAUUUGAUCAAUCCUACUUGUUAUGUUGUUCAAAUGAGCAAA